Molecule: messenger RNA, 3800 nt
Organism: Sphaeroforma arctica JP610
Lineage: Eukaryota; Ichthyosporea; Ichthyophonida
Exons: 6
Cellular component (GO): nucleus; cytosol
Molecular function (GO): GTPase activity; GTP binding
Source: RefSeq, a predicted model, not a curated record
AAUGCUUGGUCAAAUUUCCAGGUAGUCAUUAGGGGAGAUAAUAAUGUGGGCAAGUCGGUUCUUAUGCAACGGUUGCAGGGUAAGCCCUUUGUCAGCACAUAUACACCCACUGCUCAGAUAGAAGCGAGUACAAUCGGGUGGAGAUACGAUCGUACGGGAGAUAUGGUCAAGGUCGAAGUGUGGGACGUCGUGGACCACGCUCGAGUUAGAGCGAAUCAGAAUCCAGGUACAUUAAAACUGUCCAAUGAUAUUGCGCCAAACUCCAGAGCGAAUAUGAAGGGAAAGGAAGCGACCGGAAAAGGCACUAAUACGGCGGGAUUCUCUCACUCAUUCUGUGAUGCGCAAUUCGUCGAUGUGUAUAAAAAUACGCACGGUGUUAUAUUCGUCCUAGAUGUAACAAAACCUUGGACUUUUCUUUAUGUGCAACGAAAUGCAGCACAGGUGCCUGCACAUAUUCCGAUAUUGCUCUUAGUUAACAAGGUAGAUCUGCGACAAGAUCGCAGUAUCACUAACGAAGAACUGGUGGCGUGGACGGACAACAUGGCUUACGACAGUGACCGGGAUGUGCGAUUCGCCGAGGUGUCGUUGAAAAAUGGGUAUGGUCUGCAGUUUCUACACAGCUACCUGUCUCUGCCGUUUCUGCAUCUGCAACGACGGUCACUUACUGACCUGUUGCAGGCCAACGCCGUCAAUUUGCGAGAGACCAGUGCUCUCCUGGACGAGAGCAAGUUACAGUCCCAUGCGGAAUACAUCGAUGCACGGAGACGAAAGUCAUCAGGCGCAAAAGUUGAAGACGGGCAUAUAUCGCAUUUGUCGGCUCAGACACAAGUACGGCCCUCGUCCCCGAUGCUGGCGGAAUCUUAUCCGCAAAAUUUGGGAGAGGCGUUGCCCAGUGCACACGCGCGUAUACAUGCGAAGGAGCAAGUUGACGAAAAUGGCUACAUUCGGGAUACAAAAGAUAGUAAGUCUUCAGUUCAAGAACACCAAGGUGUGAAUAUACCUGACAAACAUCAAGGUGAUGGAAUCGAGGAUCGGUUAGCGUCAUCUGCUGGGGUGUUGGAAGCAUCUAGUGCUUACAGCAAAGAUACUGCAGUUGAAAAUGAUGGAACUUGCAUAGGGGAGGGAAUUGUAAACCCGAUAGACAUAUCAGAGCAAUCUGAGAACAAAGGUGACGUGGCCUUCGACUUACUUAGUGAUUUGGUGCCCAUAGUAAUAGAGUCCGGCGGAGCCGCGCCCAGCGCACAGUUGUCUGAGUUCUAUGGAAGCGCGGACGACCUGAGCACAGACCAGCGUGGAGGCGCAACCACAGAUGUAUUACCCGAUGAUAGCUAUACAUCGGACAAUAUUGUUAGUGCUGGAGAUGGGGUUGCGAGGGAUGUGAUGGAUGAACAUGAGAUAACUGAUCCUGUGGAUGCUACGGCAGAGGGUGACAACAGGUUGCUAAGUGUGGCCGUUGAUGAAGACUUCUCGUACGAUGAGAUGGUGUUCAAUGGUGUUUUCGGUGUAGGGCAACAGAGUGGCACAUCGGAUAGCAGCAGCAGCAGUGAGAGUGCACCGGAAACGAAACCGAAACCUAAGACCGCCCCGAAGAAGAAACAGAUGACCGAGAAAAAGGACAUAGGAAAGCUCCUGAGUGAAGAUCGUAGCAAGGAACGCGCAGACAUCGUUGAAUCAAGGAGAAUACCGACAGGAUAUGCCGAUUUGGCACCGGUCUCAAAUAUGACCGCGGCUAAGGUUCCAGUUAGAGCGCGUGAGGUGCGUGGGUCACAAGGUUUACGAAAGCACAGCAGACACUCUCGAAGAGCCAAAGAUGGUGACAGCAAUGAUGAGAUCCCAAUUCCGCGGGCCAGCAAAAGUACUCCCAUAUCAAACGACGAUCUGGAUAGCUUUUAUGGUGAUUCUGCGAGUGUGUCAGCACGAUGUUCUCCCGCUCAGGCAUCUCAACUAGCUUUUGAACCCAUCCAGAACCAGGAACAUGAGCCAGAAUCCGUGCGCGCUAUGGGUUUGGGGGUGAACGGAUUGGAGAAUCCCCCUUUGAGUGCCCAUGACGAUUUAGACUUGUCUGCUGUCCGCAACGAGUACGUAGACUUUGAUGCGCUUGUUACUGCAAAUACUAACACUUCGCAUUCCAGAGGAAGUACGAGGCAUACACGUAAAAGUAAGAAAUCCAACAAAACGAAGGAGGACAAAAGAGAUAGACCGGGGGGGGUUGCCGGGAGGGAGAAGCAUCGAGAGCGAAGCCACAGAAGUAAAGAGGCAAGCGAUUCUGCAAGUAGUAAGGAGGAAAGAAAUAGCAGUGAAUUACGAAAAAGUGAACACCGACACUGUGAUGGAAGAACUGAUGAAGCAUUGGGACAGCAAGGUAGAGAACGCAGAGGUCGUAGUGAUGAUAGCAAACCCCGCAAGAGCAAAGAGGGAACGGGCGAUGCUUCGCGCAGAAGGCGUAAGAAGAAUAGAGGUUCUGGAGUCGAUGACGAUCGAGGUAGUGAACCGGGAAAAAGUCGGCAUAGAGAUAGGUAGAACAACGCUUCAAACCCAGCAUCUGGGCGGGAAAUGCUAAGACAUCACAGGAUAGAAGGAGGGGUACGUCAAUGCAACGAGACCGCCAGAAGAGAGGCAUCCGAUUAUUUGACAUAAAUUCCAGCGUGCUACUGACAGCAUAAGGUUGUGCGGGACAGUUGUGCCGAAGUAAGCUUCAUGAAACGCGACACGAUGGUGCUCAACUAUCUCAACAAGUCAGCUGCUAUUGUCCUAAUCGAAAAGCGUAGCGUGCUGAGUCCAUGCCCUGACGUUGAACUCCUCGCAAUCUGCAAUGCAAAGCAACCCCCGAUGUGCAACGAUUGGAAGUACUGACAGUAUGGUAGCCACUGGCUCAUAACAAAACAUGUGACUGUAACGCUUCUUGUAUGGCGGUCAGAAUGUGUUGGUAGUCGCGCUCAUCACGGCACGCGUGCUUGCGAUUAAAGUUGGUGGAUUAACUUUGGUCCCAGAAACAGCCGCAAUCGAUAACCAAAUCAUGCACUACAACGAAACUCCUAAAACACACGAGCGCACACGCCUUACUCGGUGUUUCUUGCACGAUUGUAAACCUUGGAUGUGAACUUGCAGCCCAUUGCUCUGUCGCAAUAGUUUGCCCGAGUUGUUGUCUAUUCUUAGAAGGUUUGCAGCUAGACCUUGCAAACACACCGAUUAUAUGCUAAUUCAGCCGCUGUAAUAAUCGAAAGUACAGCGUUUGAAGCCCGUUGAGCUCUGAAUUCGCAAAAGAGUUGAUCGGAAACACCAGCAGUAUGGUAGCUACUGGCUGAAAACAGUACUGUGGCGGUCACGCUUCAUAUCUGGAAGUCUUGUUGUCUAUUAUCCUCAGCUGUAACAUGCAAUCCACUGCCCACUACUAAACCAAGUAGGCUGUCACUACUCACUUCUGCUCCGCCGUUUUCUAGAAUGUCAUGCGCUGUUAGCGUAAUCAACAAAGCUAUGGGCAAUUGGACAGACAAUACAUCAUGUGCAAAACAACCUUUUUUAUCUGACACUCUGUGUGGAACAGUGAGAGGCCUCGUGCUGGCUCUUUUGAGAGAGAGAGACUGAGAGUCUGAGAGAAAGUCUGACAUAUAAAGACAUAAAUUAAAUAUGUGUCAAACAUAGUACAUAUGUAUGUGGUGUUUAAAUGCAUAUAGCGCUCCGUGUUCUCGCUGCCGCCUUCAUAGCCACAACCAUUCAAAUAAAGGUCACAGUCACACAAAUGUUGCACGUAUGCGAGCGUGACAACUAGAAAUAUUCGUAAGCAAAAGUAUAGAGUGCUC